This is a messenger RNA of Neoarthrinium moseri, 3756 nucleotides long. RefSeq lists its product as uncharacterized. Lineage: Eukaryota; Fungi; Ascomycota; Sordariomycetes; Amphisphaeriales; Apiosporaceae. The record is from RefSeq and is a predicted model, not a curated record. The coding region runs from base 1 to 3756 and encodes 1251 amino acids. The transcript is spliced from 3 exons. Gene Ontology annotation, biological process: protein import into nucleus; positive regulation of DNA-templated transcription; mRNA export from nucleus. Gene Ontology annotation, cellular component: nuclear pore outer ring. Gene Ontology annotation, molecular function: structural constituent of nuclear pore.
AUGCAGCCUGCCAAACUGCCGGAUGAAGGGCUGACGGUGAGCGUCGUCGCAUUUGAUUUGCUGCCCGAGUUGAGGAGCCAGGGUGGGUGGAUGGUGACGGUAGAGAGAGAGAGUGCCUAUGUAAUAAGUCACGGUAAAUGGCGGGUUGCCUGGCCCGUGCACGGGGAACGGGGCGCCAUUGAGAAAUCCAAUCCCAUCCAAAAUGCGCCUAAGCGCGUCGACACCUCGAGAGAGCUUCGUCCAGCUGCCGCGCGACCUGGACUAAAUUUUCGAAUUGCCUGUAGCUUCUCGCCCUGCUCGUUGGUCUUUGAUGUGAAACGGCACCAGAACCUCGACUCAACCUGUCUCUCUCGUUUUCCUCCCAUUCCUCAGCUCGCGCCCGACCGCAUCGCAAACGCCGCCAUGUUCAGGCUCUCCGAAUCCAGCUCGCCUGCGACACCGCAGAGGAAUCAGCGCGCCGGCGCUGGUCCUUCUCUCUUCUCCUUCGGCGCCGAACACCCGUCAACAACCCCAGCGGGCCCGCCGCCGCCGCCCUCCUCAGCACCAUCCUUCACGCCCGCCGGAGAGCCGUCCCCUUCAUACCUCCAGAGCUCCAUCAUGGCUGGCGCAUCAACCUCGUCCAAGGUCAAGGCCCCGAAUUUUGGAAGGCCCAAUCUGGGAAACUCAUCCAAGCCACGCAGCAGGGGACCUCUCGCAAGCUCCAUUCGGGGCACGGGGGCACGUCAGCCUUCGGGCUUGAGCAAGCACUCCUACUCCGUGCUGGAUGACCUGAGCGACGAUGAUGAGGAGGAGGACGAGGAGGAUGGUAACGCACCCCCGCCUGCUCGAUCAGGAACAUACGGUAUGCAAUACGAUGACAGCGAAGAAGAGGACGAGACGGAGAUGGACGACCAAUACGAGCAGGAGGAAGACGAGGACCAGGACCAAGAUCAGGCGAUAGAGGACGAUGAAUACGAAGAGGACGCCGAGGUAGAGCAAGACGACGACGCAAUGGGAGAGUAUGACCCUGACUACGAUAUCGAGGAGGAGCUGUUGCAGGAGAUUGCUGCCGAGGCGUCGGGAGACCACUUUGGUGGAGAUGACAUGGACCUCAUCAUGAUGGCCACACCCGCAGCAACCCGCAGAAUGCAACAAGAAGCGGAUGAUAUCUUCAGGGCCUCGAACAUGCGCUCUACCUACGGCCCACGACGGGAGUUCAACUUCGCAUCCGUUGCCAAGGACCUCUACAGCCAGCUCGGCUAUGCGCAAGUCACGGAACCAUCAGAUGUGCUUGUUCCUACCGAAGAGAUUGUCAGUCGCCUUUACGACGAUGGUGUCGGAGCCGAGGACGACGAGGAGAGAUUGGACGACAGUUUAGCUACCGCUGCUGGCCGACUCGUCGAAACGGUUUGGGAGCCGUACUCUGCCUCGCUCCCCAAGGGAAAUCAGGAGCAUGAAGCCAAGGUUGGACCGGGACCAAAUACCCCUGACUUUGAGAAGGCCUCGUGGAUCGCUGCCAUGGUCUUCCGCCUGCACCACACUCCACCUCUCAGAGACCAGUUCGGCGGCUCUCAGGUGGUUCCUCUACCCCUCGUGCUGUUCAAAUGGCAAGACGACUAUCACGACCCGUCCAAGGACCAAAUAGAAAGCAUCAGAUACCACCGGCCAUGCCCUGCCGCGCACAGCCUGUUCUGGCAAGGAGUCUACAUGUCCCUGAUCCGCGGCAACGUAGAAGCGGCUGCGAUUCUGCUGCGACGCGCAGACUGGGAGAAGGUUAGGAAAGGCCCGCGAGGCGAAGCAGCGUAUGCUGGGCACGUGCUAUCCAACAUCAAUCGGGUGGUCGAGGACGUGUGUACGCUCAUCGACGCUUGCCCCGGUAUGAAGGACGAGAACUGGGAUAUUCGCAGCAGCGACUGGACCCUCUUCCGAAUCAAGGCCAAGGCGGCCAAGGAGACGCUCAUCAACUUUGCCGAGGGAAAGGACAGGCCCCAUCGUCCUUCAAGCCGUUUCAACGACUCUGAACUCGAGGACUCUCGGGGCCGCGGACCAACCCUCACCGGCCUGGCGAGAAAGGCAGAAAGCAGGCUGCCCUGGGAUAUCUAUGAAUCGUUACAGUCUCUGUACUCGAUCUUGAUUGGUGAAGCCGAAGCCAUCACGGCAGCUGCUCAAGACUGGUGUGAAGCAACUGUCGGUCUUUUUGGGUGGUGGGAUGAUGGCCACAACAACCGCAAGCUUGGCGCGUCAUUCUCGCGGUCACAGUCACUUGGAGCCCAGCCAUCGGGCGACGAUGACUGGCUUGAUCGUUUGGCCUUGUCCUUCCGUGCUGCCAUGAAGUCGGAUUUCCACUUCAACACCCUUGAUCCGGUGGAGGUCUGCAUCGCCUGCACUUUUGAGAGCAACGUCGACGGCAUUAUUGGAUUUUUACGUACAUGGUCACUUCCCGUGGCAUCGACAGUCGCCGAGAUAGCGUCGCUCGGUCGAUGGCUCCCUCCUCCAGAGCCCCAAAACCUCAUUACCAUGAGUGGCUUUGGAGAAGAGGACCUCGCAGUUUUGGGCUUGAACCAGAGCACUGGCCCCGACGAUGUCGAUGGUAUCAAGGACUCGACUUUAAUUCAGUAUGCACGAGCUUUGAAUAAUAUCCACCAGCUUUCCGGACCCAUAACCAAGAAGAGCGGCAUCACGACCAGAAUCACCCGAGAAGGUUGGGAGAUGGCUGUCCAGGUGGUCGGACGCAUGGACUCCCCCGAGCGGUCGGAGGAACUUGUUAAUGAGCUGCUGCAAAGUAUUCUCGACAAGAUAGGCCCUGACAGUCAGGCCACUGUGGACAAGAUUUGGGCAUUACUCAAUGAUCUUGGCAUGAUCAACUUUGCGGAGGACACAGCUGAGAAAUAUGGUGACAUUCUAAAGGAGGACACAUACCAAUUCGGUGACAUGCUUUGGUACUACGCCCUGGCUCACCGUCCUGGGAAGGUUCGAGAUGUGCUUAAUGGUCUCAUGUCGAUUUCCCUGGCUGAAUCGACUAUCUACCCCCCGGAGAGCGAGCUGGACAACCGUCUCCGGCUCAUCUUGAAAGAGCGCAACACGACGCUCGAGCAGUUUGCAAAGCAAGAUCUCGAGGCGGCGGAUCUGCUGGGUAAAAUGCUCAGUGGUUAUGCCACGCUGCGGAAGUUCUACGAAAUCAGAGACGGCAACGGCACAGGCGGUGCUCGGUCUAUUGCACGACGGCAGCAAGCUGCAACGGCUUUGUCGUUUGUCAUCGCUAGUGCAGAUGACAACAUCCGCGGCGGCCUCUAUGACGACACUCGCGACGCUGUGGUCAGUGAGGAUUUCAUCCUUGCUCUGAUCGGAGAAGCUUCUGUCUUUGUCAAUCAGAGCCCUGCCGUCCUGAAUCAGGACCAGGUCGAUACCCUGCUCAAGGCAGUGGAGGACAUCCAGACCGUGGGGUCUAGGGUAUACGAAGCCGCAGACGCCUUCUUCCAGAUCGUCAUGUCUUCGGGCCACGGAAAGGGUUCCACGCCGGCCGACCUGAUGAAGAAAUCGACCAACUCCCUGAACGGCAGCUUCGUCAUGACGGGCAGUUCCAUGAUGGCGUCCCAACUGCACAAGUCCAUCCGAGAGAGCGGCGUCCUGAAGGGGCCCAUCAAGCGUGCAUGGGAUUGGCGUGUUAAUGUGCUGGCGGGUAGCAGCUCGGAGGACGUGCUCAAGAAGAUUAGACUUGGCCUGACGAAGGACUUGGCAAACCUGUGGCUGGAGCAGGCGGACAGCAUCAUCAUGUAA